Molecule: messenger RNA, 6489 nt
Organism: Triplophysa rosa
Lineage: Eukaryota; Metazoa; Chordata; Actinopteri; Cypriniformes; Nemacheilidae
Gene: rbm47
Product: RNA binding motif protein 47
Exons: 8
Coding region: 748-2562 (604 amino acids)
Cellular component (GO): nucleus
Molecular function (GO): mRNA binding
Source: RefSeq, a predicted model, not a curated record
GUUUCUGAGACACACACACACACACACAGAAAGGAACAGGUUACUCGGACCAGCCCGGUGAGAAAGAUGUGAGACUAAACAUUUCCCGGUAGUAACUGCUGUAGACACAGGCUAACACACACGCUUUAUCAGUAUCUGAAGUCUUCAGACUUUGUUCUAGUCUCUAAUUUGAAGCAGAGGAAUGCGAAGAUUAUGUCAGUGAGAGGCAGGUACUGAGACUAGCGCUAAUUACUCUCUCUCUCUCUCUCUCUCUCUCUCUCUCUCUCUCUCUCUCUCUCUCUCUUUCUCUCUCUUUCUCUCUCCGCCCGGUCUCUCUCGUUUUUACUCCCUCCUCCUUGCCAGUGAGGGAGAGAAGCUGGAGAAGUACAAUCACCAGAGACCGAGAAGUGAAACAGUUUAAGACAGAAACCAAAAGAGAAAAAAGAGAAACUUCAACACGUUUUUUUAUCCCUCUGGACUGUCAAACCCUGUGAUAACUGACACAAUAAGGGUUGAAAUACAGAGAGACAAGAUGAAAGUGACUGAUCUCCGGUGCCUUUGAUUGGUUUGAUUCAUCCAACGUAUAGAUUCUCUUUGACAGCUACUGAAGACUGCAGAACAAAAAAAAGUGGGAGUGAAUGGGGGAAAGAUCUGUUUGGGUAUAAGUAUUCUUCCAAAUAUCUUUCUCUGUGUUCAUCAGAACAAAGACAUUUAUACAGAUUUGGAACAACUCGAAGACUCCAAUCCUGAUUGGAUGCUUAUUUCAGAAUGACAGCAGAAGACUCCGCCUCUGCCGUUGCUAUGAGUAACCCUAGUCCUUCCUCAACUUCCAACGAUCCCUCUGGGUAUUCUCAGCAUCACUGCGCCAUCCCAGAGGGCGUGGCCGGGGCCCCCAAUGAAGCUGCACUUUUGACCUUGAUGGAGCGGACCGGCUACGGAAUGGUGCAAGAAAACGGACAGCGCAAAUAUGGCCCGCCCCCUGGCUGGCAAGGCCAAUCCCCACCACGUGGCUGUGAAAUAUUUGUGGGUAAAAUCCCACGCGACGUUUAUGAAGACGAGCUGGUGCCAGCAUUUGAGUCUGUUGGACGGAUCUAUGAGAUGCGUCUAAUGAUGGACUUUGAUGGAAAGAACCGUGGCUACGCGUUCGUCAUGUACACGCAGAAGCACGAGGCUAAGCGAGCUGUUCGGGACCUCAAUAACUAUGAAAUCCGUCCAGGAAGGUUGCUCGGGGUUUGCUCUAGUGUAGAUAACUGCCGACUCUUCAUUGGUGGAAUCCCAAAAACCAAGAAACGAGAGGAAAUCCUGGAGGAGGUUUCCAAGGUGACGGAAGGGGUGUUGGAUGUGAUCGUGUAUGCUAGCGCGGCGGACAAGAUGAAGAAUCGUGGGUUUGCCUUUGUAGAGUAUGAGUCGCACCGUGCUGCUGCUAUGGCCAGAAGAAAGCUCAUGCCAGGACGAAUUCAGCUCUGGGGGCACCAGAUUGCAGUUGAUUGGGCAGAACCUGAGAUUGACGUUGACGAGGACGUUAUGGAAACAGUAAAGAUUCUAUAUGUACGGAACCUGAUGAUAGAGACCAGCGAGGAGACUCUGCGGCAGACCUUCAGCCAAUACAACCCUGGUUGCGUGGAACGUGUCAAAAAAAUUCGAGACUACGCCUUUGUUCACUUUGCCAGUCGGGAUGAUGCCGUGGUUGCCAUGGACAACCUGAAUGGCACGGAGAUCGAAGGCUCCCGGAUCGAAGUGACCCUGGCCAAGCCUGUAGAUAAGGAGCAGUACACUCGCUAUCAGAAGGCGUCGAAAGGGUCAGUGGCCGUGACAACUGCCGACAGCCCCCAACACCAACAAAGUUAUGUGUAUCAGUGUGACCCGUACACGUUAGCCUACUAUGGUUAUCCGUACAACACACUCAUCGGACCCAACCGAGACUACUUCAUCAAAGCAGGUACUGUAAGAGGCCGCGGUCGUGCCGGGGCUGGUAACAGGGGCCCAGGGCCUCGCGGCUCCUACCUUGGUGGCUAUUCAGCUGGCCGAGGAAUUUACAGUCGCUACCAUGACGGAAAAGGCAAACUGCUGGACAGACCUUACGAGCUCAUGACCAAUCUAGAGCUGGCAGCUGUGAACCCAGUGGGCAUCAAGCCUGGCACAAUGGGUCUUCCAGCUCUCGGUGCGCAAUACCCUGCAAUUUAUUCUGCUGCUCCAGCGACUAAAUUAAUGGAGGAGGGGAAGAUGCAUCCAGUGGAGCACAUUAUAAAUCCUCUGGCCCUCCAGCAUGACCCCACGGCCCAAGCCACUGCUGCUGGCAUUCCUACUGUCUCCACACCUCCUCCUUUCCAGGGUCGUCCUAUAACUCCAGUCUAUGCCAUGGCUCAUAACGUCCAGAGGAUCCCAGCCACUGCCGCCGGUCUGUACGGGGCUGGAUACAUGCCCAUAGCCACCCACGCCAACACUGCCACUCUUGCAGCGUUGCAGAAGAACGCCGCUGUGGCAGCCGCAGCCUACGGAGGAUACGCCGGGUACGUGCAUCAUGCCUUCCCCACUGCGGCCACCUUCCAGAUGCCCAUUCACGAUAUAUACCAGACCUACUGAGACACCCGCGGCAUCAGUCAAACACACACACCACAUCAGCACAGACCAUUAGACGUUCACGCUUCAUCGAUGAGCCCCACCGGCUAAUCGAAUCACGCAGAACGAAAUUGACGCACUCACAACAAAACUAAUUGAUUCGGACUCGCGCUGCUCCCUGGCAGACUUUAAGGUUCCUUGGGGGGAGCACGGAUGUAAAUUUCACUGCUCAGUGAUUUUUCAGAUUCGUCCGCUAAAUUUACUCCAAGCCACUGACCUGUGCUCGCAGACACCUUGACAUUCGUCAAACUCUGGCCUACAUUUAGUAAUCCAGACACAUGACGCUGGAAUUCUAAUCUACUGAUUUAAACCAAAACUACUAAUGCUACAUGCUACUGAUCAGCUUAUCAAGACGCCUAAAUCCAUUUUCAUCUCCGACUGAGGGACUUUAAUCCCUUUGUGUUAUACUUGUACGUGGACUCGGAUUCCCGCAAUGUGACAAGAGCUCCACCCAUUUUUUUUUCCAAGUCCAGCCGUCAUUUGCCGUUGACCAGACUCGCUCUGAUUCAUAAGCCAUGACCCGAAUGAACGACAACUGAAAUUUCUCCUCUCACACAUUCCUUAUUCAAAGCAGUUUGACACUGUAUUGUUUUAUUAUGUGUUUUUAACAACCCUGCUUAUUAGUCGAUCAUCACUGUGUACUUGAUAAAGCGGACUGACCGUAAGUGAUAUGUUGGUGUGUUCGUAUGAAGAAAUCACUCGCAGAAUCACACCUGCUGACAUAUCAUCGUCUUCCCCACACACUCCAGCUGAUGAUGGCCAUCGUACAGCAAACACUCCUUUACUUAAGGAGAAUACUGAAGGAACGUUGUGGUAUUUCCGGACUUUGAAAAAGUGUAUUUAAUGCCACUCAUUUAUUGCCUUUGUUGCGAUUUUAUUUUGUGAAGAUAUAUAGACACAAAACGAUACUGUAAAAAGAACAAAAAACAUGUUUUGAACUGCUGAGCAGGAUUGUCAACAACCACAGUAGUAGAAGAUUGUUUCAUGAAAAUGUUUAUGUUUUUUGAGUUUAUAACAUAUUUGCGAAGUGUGUUGCGAUCUUCCGUCCAUCGGAUUUCCUACCUGUCGAGUCUAACACCUGCUUCAUUUGAUCUCCUUUACAGUUUCGCGGCAUGGUUCGCUCAUGCUUUUUUAUAUUUCGAUUGUUUUAAAGAUUUUAUGUUGUUUUUAGUGUUGUGAGGACUUUUCUUUUCUAAGCUGGAAGACACAAUGUAAUGGACCUGUAAUGACUUAAAGUGAUGAAAAUUCUGUCAUCAUUUACUCACCCUCUUGUCAUUUCAAACCUGUAUGAAUUACCUUUUUCUGCAGAACACAAAAUAAGAUAUUUUGAAGAAAGAUUAUAACCGAACAGCAGCGCCACCCAUUCACUUCUAUUGUACAGACACAAACCGAGUAAAUGUGUGCCAGUCAGUGUUGGGUAAAUUACUCUGAAAAAGUAAUUAAUUACUAGUUACUAAUUACAUAUUCAAUAGUGUAAUUAGAUUUCUGUACAAAUUACUCUCUCCAAAAAGUAUUUAGUUACUUAUUACUAAUUACUUUCUAUAUCCUAUAUCAACCUUGAUUAGUUAAGUGAUUCAAGGGUAGGCAUGAAACGGCUCUUUUAAUUCAUUCAAAUAAAUAAUAUAAACUACAUAAAGUACUCUUAUUUACUGACCAAAGUAUUACAAAUGUGAGAAUUAUACAUUAAAGCAUUCAUUUUAAAGUUAGACUUUGAAUUUUGAUGUUAAUUCCACUAUUGCACACACAUAUAUUACACAAAGUAUUUAGUUUAAUUACAUCAGAAGUAACUAAUUAAAUUACAGAAAAAAUAAGAGUAAUCCCUUACUUUACCUUUUCAAGGGGAAAGUAAUUAAAUUACAGUAACUAAUUACUUAGUAACUAGUUACACCCAACACUGGUGCCAGUUAACAAAAUUCUUCAAAAUAUCUUCUUUUGUGUCCUGCGGAAGAAAUAAAAUCAUACAGGUUUGAAGUGAUAAGAGGGUGAGUAAAUGAUGACUGAAUUUUGGGGUGAACUAUCACUUUAAAGACUAAUGACUAAAAGCAACCAUUCAUAAAACAACACACCCAAGUUUGCCUGCAUUCUACACGGCUACAUCGAUUUUAUAUCGUUCAGUUCAGAGAAUGUUUGAAGAAAUUGGUAACAAUUUACCAUAAGGUUGUCCCAGUUAACAUUAGUUAAUUCAUUAGCUAACAUGAACUAACAAUGAAUAAUUAUACAACAUUUAUUCAUCGUAGUUCAUGUUUAUUUCAGCAUUUACUAAAACAUUAGUUAAUCCACCAUGAACUAACAUGAACAAUUGUAUUGGCAUUAACUAAUAUUAACAAAAAGUAAUAAUAAAUUGCUAAUUCAUGUUGGUUAAUGCAUUUCUUUUAACUAAUGUUAACAAAUACAACCUUAUUUAUUGAUACUUUUAAUUAAAGAAACCAAGAAUAAAAGUAUAAGGUAGUUUAUUGAUUACUAUUGGUUGUAUUUGUUGGUUAUGAGUUAAAGACUGAACUGUGCAUAAUGCAGAACUAACUGCAGUAUUUCACAUAACAACGGACUCAGUAAUGUUAACAAUGUAUAUUAAUGUGGUCUUGAGUUCAAGCGAAGUCGACACGCUAAAAGUCUUCAGUGCUCUACUUCCAAUAAAAAUAUAGUACAGCUGCCCUACGUUCUCCUAAAGUUGACUGUACUGCUGUGCACUUAAACAUUUUUGGGGUGUUAGAAGUUUUUUUUUUUUUGCUGUGUAUGAAUGUGUCUUGUCUGUGUGUGUAAGAAGUGAUGAGUAGGCACUUUGGUCUUUUUAGGAGUAUUUCAAGACUCCAUUAACUGGAUUAAACUGGACCAAACUAAAAGCAGGGAGCCUUUCGUAGACUGUAUAUCCUCCUUAAAAUUGCUGUAUGUCACCACGAAGCCUUCUGACGAGCUCGACACAUGUGUGCCUUUAUUCAGAUCGCUGUCUGACAAGUGACAUCUUAAACACUGUUUUACCACAGUGCCUCUCCUCCCUCAUCAUUUAUGAAGUUUUUUCGUGUGUGUUAUAUCUUAUUGUUUUGGGGGCUCUGAGUGUUAGUUUUGCUGCUUUAUGUUGUAUUUUGCUUUUAUGUGUUAAGAACAGAGAUAUUAAGUAUAGCCUUUGUUUAGAAGAGACUGAGUUAAAUGUUGUUGGGGAAAGCGCAACCAAACAACGAAUGACAAUCCAGAGUUCACAGUCUACACAAUACACACCAUCUAAGCUAAGAGCCUUCUUAUUCUCACACACAGUCAUUGAGGAUAAUGUUUCUCAAUCACGCCACAUGUGUUUGUCGUGGUAGGACUGUGUGUUGGUCAGAAAAGUGAACAUCCCCAGUAGUCGUGUUUCUCUUUCUACUAAAAUCUUUUAUUAUGAGUAAACAGUCAGGAUAUAUUUAAUAUAUACAGUACAUUGUUUUUGUUUAUGAAGUAAGAGGAAAUGCUAUAAUAUAUUUUUAAGAAGACUUUUUCCAUCUCUUUAUAUGUGCUGGUUUAACAACAACAGCAAAACCAUGCUUUUUUGUAUUUGCCAAAGUGUUCAAUGAGAUGUGAACUACUGCAAGAGUGUAUUUUGUGUGUUUAGAAAUACACAAGUGAAUACUUGUGAACCCAAAUUGAUUAUGCAUUUAUUGGCAGAACGUGCUUUCUUUUGCUAUCAUUUCAUAAACACUACAUGUGUAGCGUUUCCCCCCUUGUUGUUACUAAAAAAACAACUGAACAAGACAAGGUGACCUCGGGAGAGGACAUUUAGAUCGUCGAAUAUUAUUGCCAAAAUAUCUUUCCUUUUUUAGAUCUACUUAGUACUGUUUUCUAUCUUGUUGUUUAAAGCUUUUUUGGCAUUGUUGUAUUUAUAGUGGUAGUUUAAUAAAGCAUUUUCAAAAAGGAAAGUCAAAU